Messenger RNA from Galeopterus variegatus (Sunda flying lemur), 5614 nucleotides. It is a transcript of the gene RCAN3, whose product is annotated as RCAN family member 3. Gene Ontology annotation, biological process: calcium-mediated signaling. Gene Ontology annotation, cellular component: cytoplasm; nucleus. The transcript is spliced from 3 exons. The coding region runs from base 58 to 579 and encodes 173 amino acids. Lineage: Eukaryota; Metazoa; Chordata; Mammalia; Dermoptera; Cynocephalidae. The record is from RefSeq and is a predicted model, not a curated record. Gene Ontology annotation, molecular function: calcium-dependent protein serine/threonine phosphatase regulator activity; nucleic acid binding.
GUAACUGCUAGACAUCCUAGAACUUUAAAGACGGAACAGACCUGAUUUGAGGGGAUAAUGCUAAGGGACACUAUGAAAUCUUGGAAUGAUAGCCAGUCAGAUCUCUGUAGCAGUGACCAAGAAGAAGAAGAAGAGAUGAUUUUUGGUGAGAAUGAAGAUGAUUUGGAGGAGAUGAUGGAUUUAAGCGAUUUGCCUACCUCCCUUUUUGCUUGCAGUGUUCACGAAGCAGUGUUCGAGGUGCAAGAGCAGAAGGAGAGAUUUGAAGCACUUUUUACCAUCUAUGAUGACCAAGUUACAUUUCAGUUGUUUAAAAGCUUUAGAAGAGUCAGAAUAAAUUUUAGCAAACCUGAAGCAGCAGCAAGAGCUCGAAUAGAACUACAUGAAACAGACUUCAACGGGAAGAAACUGAAGCUGUAUUUUGCACAGGAGAGAAAUACGAGCUUCAUGCAGGAACUGAGUCAACCCCGAGCGUGGUGGUUCACGUCUGCGAAAGCGAAACGGAGGAGGAAGAAGAAACCAAAAGCCCCAAACAGAAAAUUACCCAGACACGGCGCCCCGAGCCUCCUACCGCGGCCCUGAGUGAGCCUCAGACCUUCGACUGUGCGCUGUGAGGCCUUGGGUUGUGGCCAGGUCCCAGUUACAUGCCCCCAUGGCAGGUGCGUGGCUGCUCAUAGCGUAGGGGAGACUGAGGCAGGGGGCGCGGUGUCUUCUCACCAUGCCUGUACUGCAGACGUGCUAGUGUGGAGUAGCAGCUGAUUUCACCUGUUCAGAAGUUUAAGUGAGAUUCCAAACAGCACUUUAAAUGAAGGGAGUAGUCCCCAAGAUGUGGCAACUCUUGACCAUUUUAAACAGAAGUAAGUAAGGAAAAUGGCUUCCUCCCCCCCGCCCCAGCAAUGUUAGUUCCCCUAUUUUCUUUCUGUAUAGCAUGGGGUACCAAAUACUGGAACUAUAGUCACCCAGUGCAGUACCAUUUUUAUGAAUUUAAAAUUGGUCUUAAAAUUUUAAUAAUCUAGUGUGGGUAUUUUUGUACUUGUGUAAUAGCUUCUAACAUAUUGAUCAAAAGUUAGUUGUUACUCAGUAUAUAUGAAAUUUUUUGCAUGAAAAGAAACCUAAAAUACAGAAGGAUUAAUAGAAAUCAUUUUUCCCAAGUAUUUUUCCAUUAGCUUUGGGAAAGAAAUGCCAAAUCCACUGGCACCAAUGUGCAUGUUUGUCCCUGUGGCUCUUACUUGGAAGUCGGGGGAGAGUGAGGCACAGACCACUGGUCCUGAUGCGUCAGCCCUGCAGAGGUGGGCUGCCCAGAGUGAGCUGCUGCUUUGGAAGUGGGACAUAUCACCAGGAAGCUUCGCUGAUUAUGAUUUCAGGGGUCUCCUGCAUUCUGCCACUUGUGACCAUGUUUUUGCCUGUAGAGGACCAAACUGUCUUCACGCACCAGUUGUUUAUCCCAUUUCCUGUUUCAAUAUUGUGUUAACCAUUAGUUCUUGUGUUUUUCUAUGCUGUGUGUAUGUUUGUGGAUGUCAGUCAUAGAUGCUCAGUUAGAAAGAUAAUAAGAUUUUCUGAGGACCAUUUUAAAAAUGUCCAUUUAAACAUUUUUCUGCUUGCUUUGAAAGAAAAAUCACACAUAGUAUUUUGCUAUGCAUUUAGAAACGAGGGGGGAAGUCAUUUAGUCAUACUUUUUUUUUUUUUUGGAUGAAAUUUUUGACCUUGGCUUGCAGUUGGCAUUUUUCCCUAAAACAGAAUUGUUUCUCACUUAUGUUUUAGAAUGUAUAUUCAAACCCCCUACAGUAGAAGCACCGUCUUUUUAACUCUUGGUGGUCUAUUCAGACUUUGAAGUCCCUUUAAUAGAAGUCUCAUAGCUAAGAAUUCUUUUGCUUUUGAUUCUCUUCUCAUUAUGCUAUUUUCUUUGGGUGGCAAAUGUCCAGAACUCCCUGGCAUGUAUGUUAAGGGUUUGCAUAUAUGAGUUAGAACUGAUAAACUAAUGUGGCUGCCACUGCAAAGAAAAUGCAGAAAUUCAAGCCAUGAUGUCAGUACAUUUAACGUGUUAUUGUGGUUGAGUUCUUAUUGUGAUAGCAUUUAUUUCUGAGGGCUUAUAUUGCACAAAAAAAUUAUAUUUUCCUUGCACUCAAAUACUCUGAGGUGAUAAACUCUUCUAUUUAUAUAUAUCCACUAUUGUAAGCCACAGUGUAAAUUGAGUUGAAAUUUGCAAUCCCAUAAGCAAUUAACUUAGUUCAGAUCAUCAUUUGUCAGUUUAACUGGCCACUUAAAUACAUUUACUUUGCAGUUCUGCACUCAGCAUUUUGCUCAUUUUGAUUGCAGGACAGACCCCAUUUUCUAUGUCAGAAAAUGUAUGUAUUUUCAAUAAUUGGGAAUUUUUUGAAUUUCCUUGUAGGUAAUAUUUACUCGCUAUAAUUUUCUAAGUGAUAUAAGCCCAUGAUGUUUUGUUAUUUGGCUUGGCUUUCAUUCUCUACCUACCAAUUAAAAAAUACCCUAUUCAUAACACGUAAAACUUUAAAAAAAAAAGUCAGCCAAUGCAAAUUACCCGGUGUUUUUUCUAUUCUUUUUUUGGUGGGGAGCGGGGGCGGUGCAGAGUAUUGAAAACUUUGAACCUAAAUUUUAUUUAUAUAUAUAUACACUUAUGUGUGUCUGUACAUAUAUACAUUUAUAUGUGUGUGUGUGUGUAUAGAUACAUACACAUAUAUAUGAAUGUCUGUAGAGAGUCAUUUAUACUUUUCUGAUUGAAGAACAUUAAUAUUUUCAUUUUUCCUAGUACAUUGUUUUCAUAAGGUAAAUUCUAAAAGAAAAACUAGUAAAUGCCCAUCAACUUUUAAUAUUGUGAAAUCAGCAAGGAUCUCAACCAGUAAUAUGGUCUCUGUCCUUUUGUGGCUAUUUUAUAUCCAGUUCAUGUAACCAUUUUACAAGAGAUGAGUCUCAUGUAUCUUUUUAAAGUUCUUUUAAUAAAUUUACCUGCAUUUUUUAAUUCUUUGAAAUCGAGUAACUACUUAGAUUUAACUCUUUUAGUAUAGUAGCCAUGUUUUUUUAGAAAUCAUAACCUCUUCAUGGGAACCAAAUUACGUAGAAAACUGAGGAAAGAUGGUGUUGCUUCGUGUCAUGGGAAGACAUGUGAAGGAUAUGAAGACCGAAUUACUUAACAAAGAUUGUAGAUUCUUUAAACAUACCCACCUGAUAAAGCCAGAGAUAAAUUAAAAAGUGUAGUAGGGAGCCUCUACUAGGUUUAAGGUGCUAAGAGGCAGAAAUAGGCAGGAACAGUUUCCUUGCCUUUGGAGAGCUGAAAAACAGGUACACAGCACACUAUGCUUUUCACAUUCUGCUUCUUCAGAAUUUACAUGAAACCUGUCAGUAAUUAAGAGCCAAAUCAAAGUUACAAGGAACUUUUAAGCUCAACAUAAAGGUUUAAAUAGAACAUCGCAGUCGUCCAUGGGAUGUUUGAAUUGAAGAGAUACCAGGAGAUAAAGGUCAGGUCCAGUACUUCCAUUUUUUUAAGAAUACGGUCUUUGUUUCCCAUUCCCAUUAAUUCCAUCUUUUAAAACUGUCAUGAUUAUAAAAUAAAAAUAUUUGGUUUUCUUAGAAUGUCAGUUACAGAGCUGAAGGUCACUUUGGAAAUCAUACAAUCUAAUCCUUGUGUUACACAGAUGAGAAAACUGAGGUUAUGGGCCUUGCUUAGGAGACCACAGCGAGGCAGCCCAGGGACUAGAACUGGCAUUCCCAACUCGCCGGCCGGUGCUUUUUCUACUUUUUCUUGCAUUGGCCUCUUAAAGAGGCAGUGAAUAGUAAUACCUAUCAUAAGAAAAAAAGUGGGCUGGGGAAGGAAUUCUUUUUCCUCUGAUGGGAUACAGUGAAUGAGAAAUGAAUAGGAAAAAUCUUAUCUGAUGAGAAAGGUGACUUAGUAAUUUUAGUUAAUAAAUUUGAUGUUCCAUGUUUUGUGUUUUUGUUUUCCUUGAACCAUUGGGUUGGAAUCCACUUAAAUAAUGUUACCUUGGUAGCCAGCAAUUAUGUUGGCAUUUUAUAUGGGCUUUUCUAGAUUUUCAUGUUAAUGAAAUUAAAAUACAUAUAAAUAGUCGUACUUAACGAUGCGACUCUAAUGAAGCGGAAUGAGAUCUAAUAUGAUUUGGAAAUGGAACAUUUUGCAGGAGAAUGACACUCUCAGUGCUUGUAAAAUUGAGUCCUAUUCAAAAUCAAAGACUGACCUGUGCGUCAUGUUUUUAUGCAGACUCUUACAGACCAUGGAUUUAUUUUGAAGGAAAAAUCCCAAACAUAAUUAAUAGAAAAUGUACUAAAUUAUGUGGUGUGUCAGGUUCACUGUCCACUGGAUUUCUCUCUUUUCUCCAGAGUUGUGAGAAAAUACCUAUCGUACAGGUGAACUUGGUCCAUCUUUCCUUCUUCCUCUCCAUGUGCUUCUCUUUUGCACACUUGCAUUUACAUUUUCCUGUAUUAAAGGAAGCAAAUUACUUACAGUAUGACAGUAUAAAGGAACAAAAGAGUUGGGGAAAUAGUUGCCUCCUAGCUGGGGCUGUAAGUCAAUGUUAUAGAAACACACUCUCUUAAAAGUUAAAUAAAUUUAAAGAAUAAGAUUUAUGAACCUUGUCCAACAAUUUGAUAAAUACUCAUUUGUUUUUUUAAACUCCCCUUGGAGUGUAGGUCAUCCAGAACAUCAUCAUCAGAAUGCCAUUGUUUUCUUUAAUUAUGAAUCAGGGGAAAAUGUGAAUAAUUUGGAGAGUGUCAUUAUUAUCAGAUGUACAAGCAACAAGGCAACUGAAAGCAACAACAACCACUAGGUUCACUAAACCCAAAAGAUUACAAAAAUUGUCAUAUUCAAAGUAAAGUUUCUGGCCAAAGUUAAGAAGAACUAGCCUUGGACUGGGUCAAAAUGUCUCUCUCCAUUUCAAUAAAAGUUUAAAGACCUUUUACCAAAUUAGACAUAUGUUCUAUCUGACAAACCUACAUUUCCUUUUGAAACAAAAUCGUAUCCUGUAAACUCUUGGAACUCCUGCCUGGCUUUGACUGAAUUGUUCAUUCUUGUUGUCAUGGAUGACUUAUAUCCAUGCAGAGAACGUGUGUUUUGCUGUAUUGUUUUCAAUCUAGCACUCAGUCUUUCUAACUCCCACUGGGGACUGAAGAGAGAGAAAGGUGGCUAAUCCCAUAAGUGUGCCAUAUCCUCCCACCGCUUCUCAAUCCGAAGUGAGCAUUGAUUUACGUUAUUGUGCAUACCCUCCACGUUUGAGAAAACUUUCAUUUCACGUAGAUCUUAAUUGUACCCAGGAGUUAGAUUUAUUAUUUUAUGUGAACAUGUUUGUGAUCCUCUGUUACAUUUUGGGGCACGUUACCUUUCUGGUACUAUAAGCUGUAGUGAAUACUCACUGUACGUCUAAAACAACUGGUCAGUAAUUCAUGUACAGUAGUCCAUGUUUUAGUGUGCUUGAAGUGACAAUCCACAGUUUGUAGUAGUUUGUUAAUUGUCUACUUUAACUCUCCUGUGUUUUGAGGACAUUUAAAUAUUCCUUGUCCUACCAAGGUGACAAAAGCAGAAUGUAAUGUGAUUACUUGUUAUAAGUUUUGUUUUUAAAACCAAUAAAAAUAAAGUUAGUUUUUUUUUAAUCAG